CUCCUGGGAUAAGCGUGUGAUUUUGUUUGCGUGCGCGCCGUGUCACUGCGGUCAGAAGAUGGAGAUCUGUCGGAGCCUCUGUCUGUCUGUGAGGAUGUUGUUGUGGUUGCUUGUGCUCCUGCUGUGUACCGUUUCUGCAGCUCAGCGCUCGGAACCCAUGUUCUCAGCAAUCACCAAGUCCGUCCUUCCUCCUGACUAUGACAACAACCCCACCCAGCUCAACUAUGGCGUGGCCAUUACAGAUGUGGACGGAGACGGAGACCUGGAGAUGUUUGUCGCUGGCUACAACGGCCCAAACUUGGUGCUUAAGUAUGACAGGGAGAGGAAGAGGCUUGUCAACAUCGCUGUUGACAACCGCAGUUCCCCGUUCUAUGCCCUGAGAGACCGUCAAGGCAACGCCAUCGGAGUGACAGCUUGUGACAUCGAUGGAGAUGGUCGGGAGGAAAUUUAUGUCCUCAACACCAAUAACGCCUUCUCUGGUCGGGCAACAUAUACUGACAAGCUGUUCAAGUUUCGCAAUGGACGCUUUGAAGAUGUGCUGAACGAUGACAUCAAUGAGCACAGAGACGUAGCUAACCGUAUGGCGGGGCGCUCAGUGGCCUGCGUGGACAGGAAGGGUACAGGUCGUUAUUCUAUCUACAUUGCUAACUACGCCAGUGGCAAUGUGGGUCCCCAUGCUCUCAUAGAAAUGGAUGAAGCUGCGAGUGACCUUUCACAGGGGGUCGUUGCCCUCUCUAAUGUGGCUGAGGAGGCUGGAGUCAACAAGUUUACCGGAGGGCGAGGUGUCGUGGUGGGGCCCAUUGUGAGUCAGACGCUCUCUGAUGUCUUUUGCGACAAUGAGUAUGGGCCAAACUUUCUAUUUAGGAACAAUGGCGAUGGAACUUUCUCUGAUGUGGCACAGAAAGCUGGAGUGGAGGAUCCCAUGCAACAUGGACGAGGAGUGGCUCUGGCAGAUUUUAACCGUGAUGGCAAGACAGAUAUCGUGUAUGGCAACUGGAAUGGACCGCACCGCCUGUACAUGCAGCUGAACAGCCGCAAGCAAAGGUUCAAGGACAUCGCAUCCCAGAAGUUUUCCAUGCCGUCCCCAGUUCGCACAGUUAUCGUUGCAGACUUCGACAAUGACAAUGAGCUGGAGGUCUUCUUCAAUAAUAUCGCCUACAGGGGCUCCUCUGCCAACAGGCUGUUUAGGGUUAGCAGGAGAGAGCAUGGAGACCCUCAGAUAGAAGAGCUGAAUGUCGGGGAUGCAGCUGAGCCAGAAGGAAGAGGAACCGGAGCUGUAGCAACAGACUUUGAUGGCGAUGGCCGCCUGGAACUGCUCGUAUCGCAUGGUGAGAGUGCUGCACAGCCCCUGUCUGUGUACAAAGUCAAUCAGGGCGCUGCCAACUCAUGGCUCCGUGUGAUACCCCGAACCAAAUUUGGUGCCUUUGCUAGAGGGGCUAAAGUGGUGGUGUACACUAAAAAGAGUGGCCCGCACACUCGCAUCAUCGAUGGCGGCUCUGGGUACCUGUGUGAGAUGGAGCCUGUCGCUCACUUUGGGCUUGGUAAGGAUGUCGCCACCAAUGUAGAGGUCUACUGGCCUGAUGGUCACUCAGUGGCCCGACCCUUGGAACCUGAUGAGCUCAACUCAGUGCUGGAGAUCCAGUAUCCAAGAGAAGAGGAGGAAGUCACGCCUACUGUGAACAUAGAGUGUGGUGAUGGGUUUGCGCUUAACGAGUAUGGCCGUUGCACCGACAAAGAUGAGUGUACCCAGUUCCCUUCUGUGUGCCCCUCUGAUCGCCCUGUCUGCACAAACACCUAUGGCAGCUAUAAGUGCCGCGCCAAGAGAAGAUGCAACCAGGGUUUUGAACCCAAUGAUGAUGGGUCAGCAUGCGUGGCCCAGGUGGCAUACUUUGGGGAGACGCGGUCUUCUGGAGAACGCAAGUGGCCGGGCCUCUCUUUCUGGCUGCUUUCCAUCUCAGUGCUACCAAUUCUCCACCUCCCAACAGGAUUACUGUAGCUGCCAUUUCCCAACUGUCCCCACCGCCUAAUGAGGUUGUGCAGAAACUCUCAGAACAGACUUGUGUAUUACACCUCUGUCUCUUCACCCUAGAAAAUUUCCACAUGGAUCUCUGCUAUCUCUUUACUUUUAGUUAAUUAAUUUCUUGCUCCGUGUUGCUACUAUGUGUCACCUCAUGGCUCCCGGCACCCUCUGGACUGUAAAGAAACUCAUAGGGAGCAUGCUCGCUGGGAGUAGCGGGGUUCACACCCGCAAAGCCCUCACGUCAUCACCUGGCACUUAUCGUAGUUGGGCCUGAACUGGAGCCAAGUCAAUAACUGGAGCUCCAGCGAAUAAACCACUUCACAUACAGCAGACAGAGCUGGUGGCUCCACAGACCACAUUCAUUAGAGACAUGCUGAGGCCCCAUCUGUAUCUCCACAAGGCCACUCUGUUAAUCCUUACAAUGUCAGCCUCAUUCUUAUGUGGUGGGUGUACUGGGAUGCUGAUGAACAGCAUAUGUGUGUUUAUAUGUGUGUGCAUGUGAGUGUGUGCGCUGUGCCCAAAAGAACAGUCGGGUAGAGGACCAUAUGCUGGACCAUCUGUUAUCGAUGGCAUUUUGUUUCCUCUGUAAUACAGAGUGUAGUAAAGAAGGUGUGUCCCUGAGCACAAGAAUAAACAAAUUUUAAUUUUUGGAAGUAAAACAACAAAACAAUCAUAGAAACACCCUUAAUUAACCUUUUUAUUGAGAAUUUGCCACAAAAAGAUACUUGUGAAUAUUACACCAACACCACCCUUUAUAGUUAAUGUCUGUGCCAGGUUAAACUCAACACUCACACUGGAGAUUGAAGGACAUUUCUACAGAAGGUCAUGCUACUGGCAAAAGUAUCUGAAAGCCUCUGCAAACACAGGGAGUCUGAAUGUUAAAUAGUGAAGUAGCAAGUACUAUAUAGUCUAGGCCCCAAGUCUCAUUAGUACUGGUGUUUCUCUCCAGAUACCACAGUGUGAAGUGAGAGUCUUCAACUCCCCCUGGACAGGAAACCAGUCCAUCGUAGGUUACCUUCCCAGCUGAGGCCUAUCCACAUUAC
Messenger RNA from Thalassophryne amazonica, 3063 nucleotides. It is a transcript of the gene crtac1b, whose product is annotated as cartilage acidic protein 1b. Gene Ontology annotation, molecular function: calcium ion binding. Lineage: Eukaryota; Metazoa; Chordata; Actinopteri; Batrachoidiformes; Batrachoididae. The coding region runs from base 59 to 1996 and encodes 645 amino acids. The record is from RefSeq and is a predicted model, not a curated record. Gene Ontology annotation, biological process: axonal fasciculation. The transcript is spliced from 15 exons.